This is a messenger RNA of Ichthyophthirius multifiliis, 1494 nucleotides long. Its product is annotated as protein kinase domain protein. The transcript has a single exon. Gene Ontology annotation, cellular component: nucleus; cytoplasm. The record is from RefSeq and is a predicted model, not a curated record. NCBI's taxonomy places the organism in Eukaryota, Ciliophora, Oligohymenophorea, Hymenostomatida. Gene Ontology annotation, biological process: peptidyl-serine phosphorylation; protein autophosphorylation; intracellular signal transduction. Gene Ontology annotation, molecular function: calcium/calmodulin-dependent protein kinase activity; calcium-dependent protein serine/threonine kinase activity; calcium ion binding.
UAAUCCCAGUAGUAACCAAAAAGUAAUCAAACAGACCAAUUAUAGAUAACAUUUAGUAAAUUCGUGAAUUAAAAGACGGGAUUUUACACCGAAGACUAUAAAUUAGGCGGAGUACUUGGUGUAGGUGCAUUUUCUUAAGUAAGGAAAGUUAUAAAUAAAAAAACUAAAGCAAUUAGAGCAAUGAAGAUAAUAAAUAAAAAAUUAGUCUCUAAUUUAAAAGACUAAAAUAAAUUAAUUAACGAAAUCGAACUUUUGAAAUAAUUAGACCAUCCACACAUUUUGAAAUUAUAUGAAUUUUAUUAAGAUACAAAUAAUUAUUAUAUUAUACUUGAAUUAUGUACUGGAGGUGAAUUAUUUGCUAAAAUUAUCGAAAAAGGCUCUUUUUCAGAAAAAGUGGCAUCUUAUAUUAUGAGAUAGAUUCUAUCAGCUGUUUUUUAUGCACAUAAUCAUAAUAUAGUACAUAGAGAUUUAAAACCAGAAAAUAUAUUAUUAGACAUAACUUCAGAUGGAACUUAUAAUAUAAAAGUAGCAAAAUAAUAAUUUUAUAAAAAAAAAUAAAAAAAAUAAAGAUAGUAGAUUGGGGAACUUCCAAAAUAUUCACUCCAAACGAACAGAUGACUGAAAAAGUAGGAACUCCCUAUUAUAUUGCCCCUGAAGUAUUAAAUAAAAACUACAAUGAAAAAUGCGACGUAUGGUCAUGUGGUGUAAUUUUAUAUAUUUUAUUAAGCGGUACUCCACCUUUUAGUGGCAAAAACGAGACUGAAAUAAUGAUGAAUGUAUAAAAAGGGAAUUUUUCUUUAGAAGGAAAUAAUAUGAAACACGUAAGUGAUGAAGCAAAGGAUUUAAUAAGGUAAAUGUUAGAAUAUAAUCCUAAGAACAGACUUUCUGCCUCUUAAGUUUUAGAGCAUAAAUGGUUCGAAUUAAUAGAAUAAAAAGAGGUUAUAAAUGAUGAGGCAUUUUAGAAUUGCUUAAUUUCCCUUAAAAAUUUCAGAUCAGAAAGGAAACUUUAGUAAGCCGCUUUAAUUUUUAUAGCAAGUUAAUGCACUUCAAAAGACGAAAAAUUCCAGUUGAAUAAAAUUUUCAAAGCACUUGAUAAAAAUGGAGAUGGGAUUUUAACCAAAAACGAAAUAUUUGAAGCCUAUAGAAAUUUUAUGCCAGAAGAAUAGGCUAUAUAAGAAAUGAAUAAAAUCAUGUAUUAAGUAGAUAUUGAUAAAAGUGGAGCGAUUGAUUAUACAGAAUUUAUUUUAGCUACUAUGGAUAGAAAAAAAGCUAUUACUAAGGAAAAAUUAUAGGAGUCAUUUAAUUUAUUUGAUAAAGACGGAAACGGAUCAAUUACUGCAGAAGAAUUAAGGCAAGUACUUGGAGGAUAAAUGAAUUGUAAAGAUAAUAAGUUGUGGAUUGAUAUUAUUGGCGAAACUGAUGUUAAUGGCGAUGGGGAAAUAUCACUUGAGGAGUUUACGGAAAUGAUGCUUAAAUAUGCUAAUUGAUUUUUUU